AUUUCGUGUUCAUUUGUUUAGCUAAGGUAUUUUACUGUGUCGCGUUACGGGAAACUUUCAACACAAUAAUUCAACGUUGCAUUAUUUUCUCCCAAUUCCCGAAGGAUGGUUGAUAUGAUGCAGCGUAGCUCUGCCAGUAGAGAACUGCUGGAUAGAAUGGAUGAUCAUGCAGACUGGCUAGUACGAAAAAGCCGACGCUAUCUGCCUCAUGUAGCUAGAUUCUGUCUUGUAUCUACAUUUAUUGAAGAUGGUUUUCGACUGUUAACUCAAUGGUCUGAUCAAGUGGAUUAUAUUCAGUCUGUUUGGGGAAUCCCUACCAUAUUUGCAGCCUUCUUCAUUUUAUUAAACAUAUGCACACAGUUUGCUGGGAGUGCACUUGUUUUGGGUCGCUAUCGGGUGAAAAUUGGUGUUGGGAUUCUUAUGUCAACUGUAUUAAUACAAACUAUUGGUUAUAAUAUUUGGACAAAAGUAUUUUUCAUGCGUAAUCUAUCACUUAUUGGUAGUUUAUUGUUAUUACUGGCUGAAGUACAACAAGAAACACGUAGCCUAUUAGCUGGUCUACCAUCUUAUGGAGAGAAUACACAUCGACAAUAUAUUUUACUUGGCGGUAGAAUACUUAUUAUUCUGAUGUUCGUGACAUUAAUUCAUUUAGGCAGUAGUAUAUUUUAUGUUAUACAGUCGAUUGGCAAUUUGAUUUUAAUACUACUGGUAGCAAUUGGUUAUAAAACAAAACUUUGUGCAACAGUUUUAGUAAUUUGGUUAACUGGUAUGAAUUUCUAUUAUAAUCGAUUUUGGUCCGUCAGUAAUGAUAGUUUAAUGUGGGAUUUCCUGAAAUACGACUUCUUUCAAACAUGGUCAGUUAUUGGGGGUCUAGGUUUGGUGGUUGCUUAUGGACCUGGUGGAGUCAGUGUCGAUGAUUACAAGAAGAAAUGGUGAUAACAUUUCUCUGUGGUUUUCUCCAGAUCCUUCAUCGUGAUAUAUCCAAUCUGAAUAGAUUUCAUGUAUACGUGGAGUGAAGUAGUCUGCAAUCUAAUGUAUUUGUAUGCGUGAUGAAGUAUAUCUGAUGACGUUGUACCUGUUUGAUUAGUUUUUCUUUCGUCUUGUAAAAUGUCCAUUUGUUUUUCUGUCAUACUAUUUGAUUAACACUGAAUGGUAGGAUGUAAUUAUUUGGCAAAUAUGAAAGAAACAAUAUCAAAGAACUAUUGCAUAUUCUUUGAUUUCUAAUUUCUGUUAUCUUUUGUCCAUUCAUUGUUCAUGUUCAGCUAUCUCUGUUUUUGUCUAUCAACAUCUUAAAUAACACUGCACAAUCACUCACUGUGUGUGUACAGUCUAUGUGUAUGAUUCAUAAAUUUCAUUCAUCCUACUUACUUGAUUCUCUUUCGUUUAUUUGUAGCUUAUGCAAAAAAAAAACUUUUCCAUUGUCCUAAUAUAUCUCCCUUUGUAGUCUGAUACUUUUGUUUUCUUUUCUUAUAAUUUCAAGUAUAUUAUACACGGUAUAACACAUAUAUAUAUACAUAUAUCGUUUAUUUUCCCCCUUAACUGUUUAUUGUGUUCUGUUUAUCUUUUACUUUUUUCUUUUCUCCAUUGUAUCAAAUUUUGAAUCCAUUUAACAUGAAAGUGAAAUAACAAUUUUUAUGGUGUUUUGUUUUUUGUUCUUAUAAAAAUUGAAUAUUAAAGAUUCGUAGUGUA
Schistosoma turkestanicum is the source of this 1689-nucleotide messenger RNA. The record is from the annotation of a GenBank genome assembly. NCBI's taxonomy places the organism in Eukaryota, Metazoa, Platyhelminthes, Trematoda, Strigeidida, Schistosomatidae.